Molecule: messenger RNA, 1086 nt
Organism: Lotus japonicus
Lineage: Eukaryota; Viridiplantae; Streptophyta; Magnoliopsida; Fabales; Fabaceae
Exons: 7
Coding region: 126-815 (229 amino acids)
Biological process (GO): ribosomal large subunit assembly; nuclear-transcribed mRNA catabolic process; rRNA processing
Cellular component (GO): nucleolus; preribosome, large subunit precursor
Molecular function (GO): RNA binding
Source: RefSeq, a predicted model, not a curated record
CCGAACCCAACCUAAAUAUACAAACACGAGCCUCUUGUCUUCUCUAAAACCCUACAAACACACGAGCUGCAACUCAAUCGCAACAGAGAAAGCAAGAGAAGAGAAACUCACAAAGCAGCCUCAAAAUGCCAAAAUCGAAACGGAAUAAACAAGUUACACUAUCGAAGACGAAGAAGAAGGGAAGAGAACACAAAGAGGUAAUAGUGAACGCGAUUAGAGAUGCAGCUGAAAAGUACAGUUCGUUGUACGUGUUCUCCUUCGAGAACAUGAGGAAUCUCAAAUUCAAGGAGUUCAGGGACCAAUUGAAAUCGAGUAGCAGAUUCUUCCUUGGUUCCAACAAAGUCAUGCAGGUCGCUCUUGGUCGUUCUGCUUCUGAUGAGAUCAAACCUCGCCUGUAUAAGGUUUCAAAGUUGCUUCGCGGAGAUUCUGGCAUGUUUUUUACCAAUUUGUCUAAAGAAGAAGUUGAAAGGCUGUUCAAUGGAUAUGAGGAAUAUGACUUUGCAAGAACAGGAGGCAUUGCCACCGAAAAGGUGGAUCUCCAAGAGGGUCCUUUAGAGCAGUUUACACAUGAGAUGGAACCUUUUCUCAGGAAGCAAGGGAUGCCUGUUCGGUUAAAUAAAGGUGUUGUGGAGCUUGUUUCUGAUUUUGUUGUUUGUGAAGAGGGAAAGCCCUUGUCACCUGAGGCAUCUCGCAUACUGCGUUUGCUGGGAAUCAAGAUGGCUACAUUUCGACUUCACCUGGUUUGCAGGUGGACUCCCGAUGAUUUUGAACUUUACAUUGAUGGACCUGGUGAUUCAGAUGUUGAAUGCUCAUAGUAACCCUGUUUUGAAACGAUGAAGAUUACAAGAUUCGAUGCGGAUGUAAUUUUUUGCGUAGGAGGCAGCCUUGGUUUGCUCAUAGAAUGCUAUGUAGUGUCUGGCUAUUUUCUGAUAAUGUAUUUUUAGUGGAUUUUAUGAAUGUGAGUCUUUCGUGUACUAGGGCAAGUGAUCAACUGGGAAGUGGCAUGUAGCCUGUCUGUAACUUAUGAAAAAUUCAAAUUGUUAUGAUUACAUUUUUAAUUUGUUUAGCUAUUUUUUUUGCUGCUGA